Molecule: messenger RNA, 834 nt
Organism: Penaeus monodon (black tiger shrimp)
Lineage: Eukaryota; Metazoa; Arthropoda; Malacostraca; Decapoda; Penaeidae
Exons: 2
Coding region: 1-675 (224 amino acids)
Source: RefSeq, a predicted model, not a curated record
AUGAGGACGUACCCUGCGCAGAACUAUCACCGAGAUGAGGACGAGCAUUCUAGCCCGACGGUGAAGGCGAUUGCCAAGCAGGACCGUCCAAUGGCCUUAUAUGUUAUCGACGAGUUUAGAUAUGUCAGAGCAGACGGCCGUCGCUGCCACCUGAUAGGGCCGCCGGACUCCCUCACCUCGUGGCUUCCCUUAUGCCUUCCCCACGCUGCCUACCCCUACUCUUCCUACCCCUACUCUGCCUACCCCUAUAUCCUCAACGCCGAUGAUACUCUCAAGGCCACCGAAUUCCCUUACAUUUACCAAAAGGACGAACAGGAGCCAGCUGUAGAAGAGGCACGUCGUCGUCGUCGACGCGACGUCAAGAUCCCCCUCCCGUACCUCCACGCCGUGCCCACCGUCACCAAGCACACUGUGGAGACCAAGCAGUUCGAGCCGAUCGACGCCAACACCCCCGCCGACACUACCAAGAUCGAGCUCACCACCAAGGAGCACGAGAUCUCCGUGCCCGCCGUCAAGUACGUACAGCCCGUGGUCAACGUCAAGCCCGUCACCUACACUGCUCUCUCCCAUGCCGUCCUUCCCUAUGCCCAUGGCCUUCCCUACGUCCACGCUCUUCCAUACGCCCACUAUCCUGGCUUCGUCGGCGCCCCCGUCAUCAAGCUUGACGAGGAGUAACUCCAACUUUCCUGUCAUCCUUAAUCUUACUCACAAAAAACGACACUUGCUGAUGGAAACUCAUCUGUUGGAUUCGUGUUCGAAUCAAACAUACACGAUGUGUUUACCACUCUCAGUGAAAUGAAAGAAAAUAAAGUUGACAUAACAGUUCCCGAAAAU